AUGGCUCCAGUGCUCCGUCACUGUCCCUGCCUCCGUCCCGAAAAUGAUGAUGUAAGAUUAUUGGAUUACAGCCAUUCAAAUCUAGAAGAUGUGCCAAAUGAAGUAUUCAGCUUUGAGAGAACGUUGGAAGAGCUUUUUUUGGAUGCCAAUCAGAUUAAAGAUCUUCCAAGGCCUUUAUUCCAUUGCCAUGGCCUGAGAAAAUUAAACUUAAGUGACAAUGAAAUUCAAAAUCUUCCUCCAGCAAUAGCAUCUCUCAUUAAUUUAGAGCGACUGGAUAUUAGCAAAAAUGGUAUUUUAGAAAUUCCUGACAACAUAAAGGGAUGCAAGUGCCUUACUGCCAUAGAUGCUAGUGUAAACCCUUUAGGAAAACUUCCUGAAGGUUUUACUUUUCUCUUAAAUCUGCAAGAACUUUAUCUCAAUGAUACCUUUUUGGAAUAUCUUCCAGCAAAUUUUGGGAGGCUAUCUCAUCUUAAAAUUUUAGAGUUAAGGGAAAAUCAUUUAAAACUUCUCCCAAAAUCAAUGGCAAGGCUAACGGAAUUGUGUAGGUUAGAUAUUGGCCAAAACGAUUUUGCAGAAUUGCCAGAAGUGAUAGGAAAUUUACCUAGAUUAACAGAGCUAUGGUGUGAUAGUAAUAACCUUAACUGUCUUCCACCAUUUUUGGGAGGUCUCAAAAAACUGACUUACUUAGAUGCAAGUAAGAAUAAAAUUUAUGAAGUUGCUGAUGAAAUUGAAGGGUGUAUCAGCCUCAGUGAUUUAACAUUAUCAUCAAAUCGUAUCAAAGUACUUCCUGAUGGCUUAGCUCACCUGAGAAAAAUUACAGUAUUGAGAGUUGAUGAAAAUCGUUUAAUAUCAGUGCCUGACAGCAUUGGAAACUUGCAUAACUUGGAAGAAUUAGUUUUAAGUACCAACAAUUUACAAAUGCUGCCAAUAAGCAUAGGGUUAUUGAGAAAUUUAAGGACUUUAAUAGCAGAUGAUAAUAUGUUGGAGGAAAUUCCUUGUGAGAUUGGAAGUUGUUUGAAGUUGACAAUACUUUCUUUAAGAGACAAUAAAUUAGUUGUCAUUCCUGAUGAGCUUGGUCACAUUUCAGCAUUAAAAGUCAUAAACCUGAGUGGUAAUCUUUUGCAGUAUCUACCUUUCAGCAUAGCUAAACUUCCUAAUUUACAAGCACUCUGGCUGUCUGAAAAUCAGAACAAACCCUUAAUACCUCUGCAGUCCGAUACAGAUCGAAUUACUGGGCAAAAAGUUUUGACUUGCUUUAUGUUACCUCAAGUACCAUUAGAAGGAGAAAUAAAUGAGGUUCAUAACAGUCAAAUUGAAACUCCUGAUCCAGUGAAAGGGAGACAUAUCAUAAAAUUUGCUUUCGAUGCUUCAGUUGAUCAACCUAGCAAACUUGUGAGAGCUCCUACACCUUACCCUAAAGAACUUAAAGCUCAUGCACGACAUGCAAGAAAUUAUGCCUUGAAGAAACAAGGAUCUAAGGAUUCUGAAGGCAACGAAAUAUCUGAAGAAUCCUCUCAGAUGCCCCUUAAAACAGAAAAUUUACAUGCUACUGGUGCUACUCCAGACAUCAUGAUUUUACCCAAUGUGCCAAAUCAGGAAUCUAAUUCACAAGUGAAAGAAGCUGUGGUCUCUAAGCCAAAAUCUCCCUUGGCUUCCCCUUCAAAACAUGAAAGACAUUACAUUCCAAAUGUGGGGGAUCGUGCCUCUUUAGAUGUUCUUGAAAUAAAGCCUCACAGUUUUCUUGAACAAAAUCCUUUGCAAGUUAGUCAUGCAUUGAAUGAGAUCUGUAACUCUGAUAUUGCUGCCAAAGUUUUAGGAAGAAGAGAUUCCCGUGGAGAUGGCUCUUCAAGUGAAAACACAUCUACCUCUGCAACUGGAUCUCCUAAAUCAACUCCUGAUAACUUACUAUCAGAAGGCUAUGGCUAUUCUCCUAAAUUGGACAAAGAUGGCCACUUUAAAAAGAACUUACCUGUUUCCUCUAAAAAGGAUACCUGGAUGCGUCAGAGACUUUUGAAACAAGGCAGCGGAGACAGUGAUCGAGGUUACAGGAGUGAUCACGAAGUUUAUAUUUCUGAAAGGGACCAGUAUGCGCAAAAUUAUCAUGAUGGAUAUGCCAGUGACUGGGAAGCCUUCCUAGCUAAGCAGACUUACAGUUCACCUACCAAUGGCCCUUUACAAAAUCCACCCCAAUAUUCACGGGCAUCACUUCCAGGUGAUAUGAGUUUUCGGGGUCGAGCAGAAGGUCAAGAAAUUAAACUGGAAGGAAGUCAAGAAAACUUUUCUUAUCCUUGGGAUCAGAGAUUCAACUAUCCAGAAGAAAAUGAUGGUGCAAUAGUAAAUGGUGAAUAUCACCCUCAAAUAAACCAGGCAUAUGAAGGAUAUUGGCAAAUGGAUCCAGUAUCUGGCCAGAUGUUUCCAGUUUAUGAUAUGAGUCAUUCUUAUCCUCCAGCUGCUGAUAAUCCAACCUAUGUUUAUCCAAGACAAGAAAUUCCUCCUGCUCAGAUGCAACAUUUUUAUGAGGACUGUGAUGGCUAUAAAUAUCCCACUCCCAACUUUUUCAUGCCACGCAUGCCAUCUCCUAAUCCAGUCAUGUGUAAUAACCAAGGAACGAUGCCCAGGCGUUUAGGGUGUGCUUCUCCUCGUCUGAAACGAUCUCAGUGCCUCAGUGUUCAAGCUCCUCUUCAUGGUAGCCCUCAAGAAUAUCAUCUUGUACCUCAUCAAGCUGGGACAGCGAGACCAGGUGGCUCCCCACAUCCUGGUAGGGCGCCAUCUCCUGGAGUUGACAACAGGAUAUCUGCUCAAUACUCUCCUCAACCAUAUCCAAAGUUUCCUCCUUCAUUUCAACCUCAGUAUAGCAAUCAAGGAUUCCCAAUCACCACACAACCUGUUAAUCCAGUUCAUAUGCCAGCUCCUCUUCCAAACACUCAUCCAACCUAUGGCAACUUUCAAGAUACGUUUCCUGUGUAUCCAACCAUGCCACCCCCACCUCGUAUGAAACAGAACCCAUAUGUUAUGUCUACAGUUGAUGAUUCUGCUCUGUUUGACAGAUCUUUCCAGAUGUCUAUUCCUGGCAAUCAUGGUCCUGGUUAUUAUACUGGGAACAAUUUGCCCGAGGCUGUGCAUUCUUCAUAUAGUCAUGAAGCAGCAAACAAUCAUGAUAUGUUUAUGAAAGUUCAAGAUGCUGAAUAUGGAGUGAUGUCACCUGUGGCAGCUCCGUAUAGAAGUGGUUCAAUUCCAGCUCACAUACAAAACAUUGAUAAUGAAGAACCAGUCGAGGUUCAGCAUUUAAAUCGCUCUGUUCCUAGCAUUAACAUUAUACCAAGCACCUCACCUCCGUAUACUUCACGCUUAACUUCAUCAAAUGGAGGAUGGACAGAUAACUCUACUGUGAUUCCUGUUGAAAAGUCUGGAAAAGUUGCAUCUGAAAUGAGUAAUAGUGCUGCAGAUACUGAUGAGCGUGGAAAUAAAAUCGCACCUGAUGAAGUUGCAUCCUUGUGUAAAAGUCAUGUUGAGAGUGAAAUUUGUAAGGAUAUAAACAACAGAACUUUAUAUAAUACUGAACUUGAUGCAAGCUCUUCGCAAAAUUCUGAUCAAAAUUCGUAUACUGUAAUUUCUCCCAAACCUAACAAAGCACCUUCUUCAUUAAAUAGUAGCAUUGAUAAUAAUGUUGUUAAUAGUAGUGAAACUCAAGUAUCUCAAGUUGUUGGUGAUAGUCAAACUGCAUUCCGUAAAGUUGGUGGCUUUCAAGCUGUGGUACCUAACGUUCAUUCCUUGCCUCGCAAAAAAAGUUCAACUGAUGAUGAUAUAAAACUCAACAAUGAAGCAAGUGUAGGAAAUUCAAGUUUAACAGAAUAUAAUUUGCAAAAUGUUUCAAUGAAUCAGAAAACUUCAUCUGUUUCUGAAACACCUAGUCAAACAUUAAAUUCCAAUCUCACUGAAAAUCAAAAUGAUAAUCCAAAAACUAAGGUGCAAUCUGGGUUUGUCGAAUCUUUGGUAAACCAUCUAAAUAAAUCUGCAAAUUCAGUAACUAAUUCUUCUGAAAUUAACAGAAAGGUUCUUCCGAGUUCUCAACCAAAAAGUCACUUGAACUCCUUGAACAGUGUUAAAAAUGAAAGCAAGUCUGAACCUUUUUUUCCAAAACAUAAUAAAAAACCUGGCUAUGCUGUUCAAGUGUUACCAAGUCAAAAACCACUUCCUCCCAUUCCUGGUGAGAAGAUACCACCAGCACUGCCUAAGAAAGAAAAGAAAUCUGUAAAAAAUACAGAACUAUUGACAAACAAUAAACCAACUGUAUUUGUUAGUCAUGGGAACCAAAAGGAUGUUCCAGAAACGAAAAAUCCUAAUACAGUGAAUGCAGUAAGUCAUAAUCCAGAAUCUGGAGAACCUUGCAACUCUUAUCAAAACAAAAUUGCCCAAGAAAAUUCAAAGAAUAGAAAAAUAACAGGUUAUAGGACUAAUACUCAUUCUCCUAAUCAUUCCAGACAAAACAGUGAACCCAAUCCUGCUGCUCAAAUGAAACCAAACUCAAAGUCUGAUGGUAAUGAAAGUGGAAAACAGUGUUCAUCUGAUAAAAGAUUCCAAAAAGUACUGCCCCCACUUGAUAAAUCAUUCCAACUUAAGCCUUGUAGUGCGAGAAAAAAUACUUCCCAAAGUGAUUCUUCUGAUAGUGGGUAUUCUAAUUCAUCUGGUAAUGAUGUUAAAAUUGAAGAGCACUGUUCAGAUCAUAAUGUGAAUUCUCAAACAAUUACUGGUUUUAAUUUAAGUGGUUCUGAAAACAAAUCAUGCAAAGCUGACUCUAAUGUUCCACCUGCAUUACCACCUAAGCGAUCAUCGGCAUGUCUGUUGGGUGGCGAGUUGACUUCAAAAAAUGCAAGACCAGAAAAUGAUUUUAGAAAUGAGUUACAAGUGAAAAUGCCACCUGAAAAUUCUGAAAAAGAAUCACUUUCUGAAAUGACUCCAGAAAUCAUUCAUAAAAUUAAUGUAAAUCUUGUUGAAGUUGUAAAAAAUAUUAAUAAUGAAAAUAGUGAUGUGUUACAAAAGGAAAAUAUGCCUGAUCUGUUAAGUCGAAUAAUUCCGAAUGAAAAAAAUGAAUUUAUCUAUGAUAAAGAUGAGUCUUUCCAAUUUUCUAAGACAAAAGAUGAGUUAGUGAAAAACAGUGAAAAUCUACCUGACAGCCAGUUAGACAAAAGUCUCCAAUUUCAAGUGCCAGAUUCUCCUAAGUCACCUAAGAGGCAGUCUUGGUUUUUUGGAACCCAUAAAAAUUCAUUAGUGUUCCCUGUUAUUAUCUCAAAAAACCCUGAACUUGGUUUUUCCAUUGCGGGUGGUAUUAAUGCACCAAGGAAUCCUGGACGACCAAAUGAUUUGGGUAUUUAUGUCACAGAAGUAUUGGCUGAGGGUCCAGCAAAUAAUUUAUUGAGGCCUGGAGAUAAAAUUCUACAGGUUGAUGGCACAGAUUUUACUAAACUGGAUUUUAAUAAAGCUCUUACUGUUCUUCGGGAAAGUGGAAACACAAUAUCUUUAAUGGUUUCUAGAGAAUAA
This is a messenger RNA of Uloborus diversus, 5538 nucleotides long. RefSeq names its product erbin-like. NCBI's taxonomy places the organism in Eukaryota, Metazoa, Arthropoda, Arachnida, Araneae, Uloboridae. Gene Ontology annotation, molecular function: protein binding. The record is from RefSeq and is a predicted model, not a curated record. Gene Ontology annotation, biological process: neurotransmitter receptor transport, endosome to postsynaptic membrane; neurotransmitter receptor transport postsynaptic membrane to endosome. Gene Ontology annotation, cellular component: adherens junction; postsynaptic density; postsynaptic membrane. Bases 1 to 5538 code for a protein of 1845 amino acids. The transcript has 22 exons.